Messenger RNA from Cimex lectularius (bed bug), 869 nucleotides. RefSeq names its product charged multivesicular body protein 3 (gene Vps24). The coding region runs from base 157 to 672 and encodes 171 amino acids. Gene Ontology annotation, cellular component: multivesicular body; ESCRT III complex. Lineage: Eukaryota; Metazoa; Arthropoda; Insecta; Hemiptera; Cimicidae. The transcript has 4 exons. Gene Ontology annotation, biological process: protein transport; late endosome to vacuole transport; endosome transport via multivesicular body sorting pathway. The record is from RefSeq and is a predicted model, not a curated record.
UUUUUUGAAAUGAGGAUUUGAAGUUUGUGGUGGAAAAUAAUUACUGUUUUUAAUUUACAGGUUAAUGAAUGGUCACGUAAGAUCAGGAAAGAGUGUUUUGCACUGGAGAGGCAGAUAAGAAGUAUUCAGAGGGAAGAAGAUAAGGUAAAAAGUUCAAUGCGUGAAGCCGCCAAAAAGGGAGAUCGAGCAGUAUGUACUAUUUUGGCGAAGGAGGUCAUCCGAUCUAGAAAAGCCAUCACAAAGAUACAUACAUCCAAAGCACACCUUAAUUCAGUUCAGCUUCAAAUGAAGAACCAGUUAGCGACGCUUAGGGUCAGCGGAUCGCUUCAGAAAUCAACCGAGGUGAUGCAGUCUAUGCAAAGAUUGGUCAAAGUUCCUGAAGUUGCUGCAGCCAUGCGCGAGCUGUCAAAAGAAAUGAUGAAGGCUGGAAUAAUUGAAGAAAUGCUGGAAGAGACGAUGGACGUGCUUGAAGAUGGGGAAGAAAUGGAGGAAGCGGCGCAAGAAGAAAUCGACAAGGUCUUAUGGGAGUUGACGCAAGGGACCCUUGGAAAAGCGCCUGCGGCCGUUACUGAAGUGCCUGGUACAUCAAGUGUCAAGGAAGAAGCAGCAGCUGAAGAUGAUGACGAAGAUCUAGAAGAAAUGCAAAGCAGGCUUGAAGCGCUUAAGAGCUAGGUUUGCUUCUACUUGGAAAUGUUCUAUAACUGAAAAUUACUUUUAUAGAUAGGAGGCCAUUAGUAUCAGCUAAAGUUGACAUUUUAAUGAGAUAUUGUUCACCUAUAAAGGUAAACAGAAGCUGCUUUAUAUUUUUGUGUCUUUUAUCAUGUUGAUCAUUGGAAAUAUAUAAAAUGAACAAAAAAAAAGAGAAAAAG